AAGUAACUGUGUCAGGAACCGAAGGUGCUGCCGAGGAAGAAAAAGCAAGAAGAAACGAAGAUGUAAAAUUGGUUGAAAAGGAAAAGGAAGGUGAUGGAACAAGUCAAGAGGUGAAAGAGCCUGAAAACAAGCUGAUAUCAGUGAAGGACCGGCAGUCGCAUGACAACGAAGGCUUACAGCCACCAUCAUUGAAUGGCACUCAUGAAGCUGAAACGAUAACACCAUCAGAAGACAGUUUGCAAGUAAAUAAAGAUAAACAAGAUUUGCCGAGUCCCUUGCAGCUUCCAUUACCCAACAGCGCAGCGGAUGGAAACCCAUCAUCCACAUCUGCAGCUGGCCGUGGUGACGAGAAAAGUCACGAAAACGGCAAUGGCACGAGGAAUUCUCAGCAGUCUGUCGCAGAAGACAUUGAACAGAACAAAGACGCCGGCGAAAAAGUUGUCGCUCCAACGGGUGGAGAGGAAGAUUCACGAUUGCCGGUUAUGACGGUUGAAGAAAUGCGUGGUGCAACAACGAAGAGCAACAGCGGCAGCAGCACCACGGCAGCUACGGCCAUGCAGUUUGACACUGGCACAGAAGGCACUCCAACCAACAAUCAUCCGAACCGACCCUCCAUUGACGGCGACACACCACCCGGAAGUAUUUCCGAUGGUGAAGCUGCAUCAGCCAACAAAUACGAUACGGUCUCUCAGAGUGCGGGAUCCACAACAGCGCCCACCACAAACGCCAAAACAGGUGAAACGGAUAUGCCUGGCGACAGUGACGGCAGCACCGCGGUGUCCCACACCACCUCCCCUCUUUUGCUUCUUGUUGUUGCGUGUGCGGCUGCGGCUGCGGUGGUGGCCGCGUGA
Molecule: messenger RNA, 851 nt
Organism: Trypanosoma cruzi
Lineage: Eukaryota; Euglenozoa; Kinetoplastea; Trypanosomatida; Trypanosomatidae
Product: mucin-associated surface protein (MASP), putative
Exons: 1
Source: RefSeq, a predicted model, not a curated record